GAACCAUUCACUACAUUUCACCGAUCAAUCCGAAUCACACAAAUCUCUGCAAGCGAUUGCUCGCCCGAACACAAUGUUCAACAAAUCAUCUAUGUUGUUUGUCGUGAUGCUGCUUCUAGCAGCAACAGUGCACACAGCAAAAUCUGUGGCUCCCCCGGAAGAACCCAUCAUCGAAUUAUAUAUGCACGACAUUCUAGGAGGGAGUAGUCCCACAGCCCGGCCUAUCACUGGUCUUCUCGGGAACAUCUAUAGCGGGCAAGUUCCCUUUGCUAGGCCACUUGGGUUUAUUCCUCCUAAAAAUGGGGUGGCUAUCCCUAACAGUGAUGGGUCUGUUCCGACUCUCAACCUAAACGGCGUACCCUUAGGAACAGGGCUGGCCGGAACAUCCUUUGCCGGAAACAACAAUAACAACAACAACCAGAACCUUAACACAGCACAGCUUUUGCCUGAUGGUUUAAGCCUAGGAUUCGGGACUAUCACUGUUAUCGAUGAUAUUCUGACAACUUCUCCUGAUUUGGGGUCACAGACAGUCGGUAAGGCGCAGGGUGUUUACGUUUCAAGUUCAGCUGUAGGCUCCACACAGAUGAUGGCAUUCACUGCUAUGCUCGAGGGAGGGGAGUACGGGGACAGCAUCAAUUUCUAUGGUAUUUACAAGAUUGGAAGUACGAUGUCUAGGCUAUCGGUGACUGGUGGGACUGGAAAGUUCAAGAAUGCUUGCGGGUUUGCUGAGCUUCGGCCCUUGGUACCAACUGGACAGCAUAUUACAGACGGGGCAGAGGCAUUGCUAAGGAUUAUUGUCCAUCUCAAAUACUGAGAAAAACAGGAGGUACUGAAAAUCAGUGUGUGAUAUAUUUGUGUUUGGAUAUGUAUGUUCUUGUCUAUAGUUUACUUUACGGUAAGAACGAGUUGAUGAAAUUGUGUAUUUAUAUUUUGUUGUAUGAUUUAUGAAUGUCAUAUAAUACAUCUUUCCCACAUGUUUUUAUA
Amaranthus tricolor (Joseph's coat) is the source of this 984-nucleotide messenger RNA. Its product is annotated as dirigent protein 16-like. The transcript has a single exon. Bases 74 to 814 code for a protein of 246 amino acids. Lineage: Eukaryota; Viridiplantae; Streptophyta; Magnoliopsida; Caryophyllales; Amaranthaceae. The record is from RefSeq and is a predicted model, not a curated record.